Molecule: messenger RNA, 9647 nt
Organism: Tachysurus fulvidraco (yellow catfish)
Lineage: Eukaryota; Metazoa; Chordata; Actinopteri; Siluriformes; Bagridae
Gene: nsd1b
Product: nuclear receptor binding SET domain protein 1b
Exons: 24
Coding region: 745-6420 (1891 amino acids)
Biological process (GO): regulation of DNA-templated transcription
Cellular component (GO): nucleus; chromatin
Molecular function (GO): histone H3K36 methyltransferase activity; protein binding
Source: RefSeq, a predicted model, not a curated record
GUCAAGCGUUGGUGUGUCUCUGUGUGUGUGUGAAGAAUAAGAAUAUGAUUAAGAAUCGAAGCAGGUGUGUUUUUAGAAAGUGUUAAAGUAACAAAUGUAGCGCAGGGCAGCGAGGCUGGGGAGCUCGACGGAUUGGCUGUUCACACACACUCACACACACACUCUCUCUCUCUCACACACACACACACACACACACACAUACACACACACAGGCAGGGGCUCGAGACACAACCGGGGGCAGGUCGACACGCCGAGGAAACCAUCACCGUUUCAAUGAAGAAAAAAAAGGGGCCGCUAGCCUCACUGUCAAGAAUAUGUGCUGAGGUUUUCUCGGCCUAGUGCUGCUGCUGCUGCUGGGAUUUGCUGAGCUGCUCUCACAUAUUGGGGAAAAAGGCCGAUUUGACCGCAAAAGCGCAGGUAUUUUGGUGCCCACGACCGCGAGCGCAAAGUGAAUGUUGUCUCUGGUAGCUGAUUCAUACCUUCGGACCUUCAGCAGUCCUCCAGAAAAGACGAAACUCCUCAGUGUCAUCUCAUGGAAACCAACGUCACCCAUCUUAGUCAAGGUGCCUGGCCUCGAGCCCAGCCCUCAAGUUUCACUUUCACUAAGGACAACCGAUUCUCUUAACGUUCCUUGAUCGGCCUCCAGACCUUCAGUAAGAACAUUCCAGAUCUGCUUUUCACAUCCACAGGAAUGAGUUGACUCCAUGGCGCAUUGAGCUUUCUGAGUCAUCUCUGUUACAAAACAUGAACACAGCUUUGCCUGACACUAGAACUGACAAUAACGUUUGCAUGUCUCCUCCCAGUCCAGCAUUCAGUCUCGAUUCUUCAAGUCCAUUUGCAAAUGGCUUACACUUUGAGUCCAUUUUGUUUGAGGACGAUGAGGAAGACGACGACACGGGCCCAAGGUCGUUGCCUGAAAAGCCGCGUAGCAGCUUUAUAAACGAUAUUGCUACGACUACAAAUCCGAAGCAAAAAUCCAACAAUUCCGAUCGACACUACAGUGGGUCUAAAGGCAAACAAAGGACGAAGGCCUGUAUGUCAGCGAAGCAAGAUGAAAACCAUGAAGAAGAGUCAGGUGGUGACUGCGAUCCAGUUUCUCUGGAGGGUAUCCGUGAUGACGUUAAGUCGAAUCAGAUGAACAACUCAAAGUCAAAAGCUCUUCCAUCGCUAAAGUACCUAGAAGGUGAAGUGAUAUGGGCGAAGUUUAACCGGAGGCCGUGGUGGCCGUGUCGUGUCUCCGCUGAUCCUGCGUUGGAAACGUAUCACAGAAUAAAAGAGGCGAGCGAUAAUCCCUGUCGUGAGUAUUACAUCAAGAAGUUUGGGGAACCUGAGGAACUGGCCUGGGUCUCGGAGAAAGCCAUGCAUAUAUUUUUUGGUGGAUAUCAGUUCCACAAUCUGCCUGGUCCGAAAAGAGGGGUACCCAAGCGCUUUCUAGACUCUUGGAGUUGUAGUGUUGCCGAGGCUGAGGCAUAUUUCCUGGAUAAGUCCAGGAUGCCUGUUAUAACAUCGGAAAUCACAGAAAAGAGCUCAGCUGAGGAAAAAACCAAAGGUCAAGAUGACAAGGUGUCUGACUCUAUAUUGCGCCUGGGAAUUCCUGGAAACCAAGCAAAUGGGAAGAUUUCACAUAAAGAUAAAAACAUCACCCUUAUGAAGUCGAAAUGCAAAAAGAAGCAAAGGAAGUCCUCAGCAGCGCUUUUUACAAAGUAUGACAAGUUCGUCUGUGAGAAGACCGAGGUGGACAAUCCUUAUUCCGACAUCGACUCUGUGCCGCAAAUCCGACGAUGUCUCGAAGGCAACGGCCGACCUUUGCUGACCUGCUCUACCGAUCGACCUAUGAGCAGCCAAAACGAUAAAGAAACAAAGAAAAAUAUUGAGGUCCAGGGUGGUCUGUGGUUCAGUAAAGUGGGCAAAGGACAAACCAGUGGGGUAUUUAGUCGUUCGGGAAUUAAAUCUGUUAAUUGCUCCUUCGGUAAAGUAUCAUGUAAGAUCAAAAUCCCGGAGUCGGCAAGUGUGAAGUCCAGAGACAACCAAGUCACAGGAUCUGAACACCAGUCUGGAGAAGCCAAGAAAGUUCUUGAUAAGAAAGUCUCGUGUCUUCCAGCUAGCAGUCGAUUGAUGACUAGAGCACUAAAAGCGCUGCAAGAUGCUCAGCUCCAGCAGACGUCUAGCCGAGAACUCCAACAAACUCUGCCAAGUAGUGAAACCGACAACGACGUCUGCGUUUCGAGACUCGGGUCCGACGAAAAGACCAAAGCAAAACCGACCCCCCAGAACAUUUCAGCCGAUUUAAAAGCACAUGUAAAAUUGAACGCGAUGUCCAAGGUGUCUGUAGAUCCAUCUGAUUUGGAAGACAAGGAAGUGGCUGUCAAAUCAGAGGUCGAAUCUUGUUUGAUAUCACCUGUGCCGGUUGGUUUUAACGCCUCGAACCUGAAACAGGAGAAGCAAGUAUCUGAUGCGGCAUCUCCAUUUCAUGUAAAUAUACAAGACGGCGAAGACAUGAAAGAAAUAACCUUUAAGUCACUGGAAACAGAAAAAAACGGAAAGUCGACUGUAUUUCGUCCAGACGCAAAUUAUAAAUACAGCACGUUCCUGAUGAUGUUAAAGGAUAUACACGACAGUCGAGAAAAAGAUGGCCAACCCUUGGUCAUGGAACCUUUACCUCCAAAAAAGCUCAUUAAAGAGGAGCCGUCCAUGGUUUCAGAAAAAGACCUAAAUAGUCGUUUCGGUCUUGUUAAAGACAAUAACGAGCACUGCAAGUUGCCACGUCUUAAGAAGUACGGACCGAGCAAGACAUCUGGUCCAAAGUCCAAACAAAACAAAGCGAAUGCAAAAUAUGGUGCCGAGAUGGUAGAUGGUUGUGUUGUUCAACCGUGCAAGAGCAUUUCUAAAAAACCUAGCAAAAAAAGUCAACCUGCCAUAAAGAAGAGUCAUAAUAACGUCUACCUACCUUCCGAGGCAUCGCCAGAACACAGCGUGUGCAGGAAGUCGGAGAUUGCACAGACCCCGAGGUGCAACUUCCUCAACCGGGACUCUGAGAAAAAAUUUUUCGGCAGUGUACCUAAAAAACGCUGGCAGAAGUUUGAACAGGACAGAGAAAAGAUGUCACACUCAGAAAACAAAAGUGAUCCAGGACCAGGACAAACGCUGCCAAGGCUCGUGGAGCCGGAGCCCGGUACCGAAAAGACAAAUUUGCCGUCUUCCUCAUCAGCAACGGAGACAUCUUUAAACACAGCAAAAGUAUCCCCGAAUACCUGUGAGGUUUCUAAUUUCCCCACAGAGAGCAAACGUAUCAGAAAGCCUAGCAAAAGACUAAUAGAAUGGACAGAAGAAUACGAUCAUAUAUUUGCCACUAAGAAGAAAGCGAAAAAGCAACCGGAAUCCUUGCAGAAGGUCAGUAAAAACAGUUCUGUUAAUAUCACUGAGAAAUCCUUAGCCACACAGCAACAUCCAGGAGCGAUACCGUGCGUGCCGAACCCCUUACCCGAAAUCCAGACUCCUCCACCUGAAGAGAGGUCUAAGACUCCACCCACGAUCGAAAAUAUUCCAUGUCAAGAAAGUCAGGUUACGGCUGUAGACACGCUAACUCCGCCUCCAGAAACAGAAUCUUCCCUGUACGGAGAAAAUUGCUUUAAGGACCAGCUUACGGUUCAGAAUUGUUCCACCACCGGUGAUGGCGCCUGUUUAAGCACAAAGAGGCAAAGGAAACCCACCAAGAAAAUUCUAGAGAGUUCAAUCGAACCGAUUCCGACGCCUAAAAAGAAGGUGAAAUCCCAGAGGAGCAGUUCAUCAGGGCAUGCUGCUCAUUCAGGCUCAGGACAAUCGAAAAAUAAGAGCAAGCAGCCUGCUGUAUUCACUCCUGAAGAGAGUGCCCCAGUUUCAGAGAGUACAGAAAGGGAGGCAGAUAUCACUCCUACGAACCCUGAAACACUUAACCCUGAGACCGCCAAAUACCAGGACAGCAAAUACGCUCCAGUGUCUGAGAUAUUUGGCCCUGAUGACUGUCCUGAGAUGAAAAGUGAAUCUGCAGAAAACAGACUGUCAGUGGAGAAAGGGAAUGGGGUUGUACUGAAAGACAGUAUUUGUCAGGUUUGUGAGAAACAGGGAGAGCUGCUGCUGUGUGAAGGUCAGUGCUGCAGCACGUUCCACCCUCAAUGCGUCGGUCGGACGGAACCUCAGCGCGCCAAGUUUCUGUGUCAGCAGUGCACUUCUGGUGUCCACGAAUGCUUCAUGUGUAAGAAGCUGGGAGACGACGUGAGGCGCUGCAUGGUCAGUGCAUGCGGGAAGUUCUACCACGGAGAGUGCGUAGCCAGCCACGCCCUCACCGUGCCUCUAAACCGAGGCUUCCGCUGCUCACUCCAUGCUUGUCUCACCUGCUUCAUCACCAACCCGAACAACCCGUCUGUUUUUAAAGGUCGACUGAUCCACUGCGUCAGAUGCCCCGUCGCGUACCACGCUAGCGAUUACUGCAUCCCUGCCGGCAGCGUCGUCUUGUCCCCUAACAGCAUCGUCUGUCCCAACCAUUUCACUCCAAGGAAGGGCUGCCGUAAUCACGAACAUGUCAACGUCAGCUGGUGCUUCGUUUGCUCAGAAGGAGGCAGCUUGCUCUGCUGUGAGUCCUGUCCGGCGGCUUUUCACCGCGAGUGUCUGCACAUCGACAUGCCUGAAGGGAGCUGGUUCUGCAACGACUGCCGCGCGGGGAAGAAACCGCACUACAAAGAAGUGGUGUGGGUAAAAGUGGGUCGAUACAGAUGGUGGCCUGCUGAAGUUAGCAACCCAAAGGACAUUCCAGAAAACAUCCUGCGAAUGAGGCACGACGUCGGAGAGUUUCCGGUCCAUUUUUUCGGUUCCAACGACUACCUGUGGACCUACCAGGCUCGGGUCUUUCCCUACAUGGAAGGCGACGCCAACAAUAAAGAAAAAAUGGGAAAAGGAGUGGACUCCAUUUACAGGAAAGCUUUGGAUGAGGCUGCGGAACGAUUCCGAGAACUGCAGGCAGAAAAGGAACUCCGGCAGCUCCAGGAGGACAGGAGAAACGACAAGAAGCCUCCUCCUUACAAACACAUUAAGGUGAACCGACCGAUCGGCAAAGUGCAGAUCAUUACGGCCGACCUGUCCGAGAUCCCACGCUGCAACUGCAAAGCAACAGACGAGAACCCCUGUGGCAUGGACUCGGAGUGCAUCAACCGCAUGCUGCUCUACGAAUGCCAUCCUCAGGUCUGCCCAGCGGGGGAAAAGUGCCAGAACCAGUGCUUCACCAAGCGCCAGUACUCGCAGGUGGAAAUCUUCAGGACGUUGUCUCGAGGCUGGGGCCUGCGCUGCGGUCACGACAUCAAGAAGGGUGCAUUUGUAAGCGAGUACGUUGGCGAGGUGAUUGACGAGGAGGAAUGCCGGGCCCGGAUCAAGCAGGCACAGGAGAACGACGUCGGGAAUUUCUAUUUGCUCACAUUAGACAAGGACCGUAUCAUCGAUGCUGGACCUAAAGGAAACCAGGCCAGAUUCAUGAACCAUAGCUGCCAGCCGAACUGUGAGACUCAGAAAUGGACCGUUAACGGAGACACCCGGGUCGGACUUUUUGCACUGGUGGACAUCGCUGCUGGUAAAGAGCUGACCUUCAACUAUAACCUGGAGUGUCUGGGCAACGGGAAGACGGUGUGUAAAUGCGGUGCGCCCAACUGCAGUGGCUUUCUAGGUGUAAGACCAAAGAAUAAUCCUCCCGCCGACGACAAGGGCCGUAAGAUAAAGAGGAAAGCUUACGUCAAGCGUAAGUCGCAGCAAGGACUGACCAAGGAGCGAGAGGAUGAGUGUUUCAGCUGCGGAGACGGCGGACAGAUGGUCUCGUGUAAGAGACCCGGGUGUCCGAAGGUCUAUCACGCAGACUGUCUCAACCUGACCAAGAGACCUGCAGGACGUUGGGAGUGUCCUUGGCAUCAGUGUGACCUUUGUGGUCAGGAGGCCGCCUCGUUCUGCGAGAUGUGCCCCAGUUCCUACUGCGUGGAGCAUCGUGACGGCAUGCUCUUCAUCUCCAAGCUGGACGGCCGUCUGUCCUGCAGCGAACACGACCCGUGCGGACCCGAGCCUCUAGAACCCGGUGAGAUCCGCGAAUACAUCCCAGAACAUGCUAACGCCUACCCGGUGAAGCCUGUACCGCUUUAUCAAACCCCGGCAUGUCAAAGCGGUCCUUCUGCUCAACCCUCCAACAGUUUACUGAUUUCCUCCAGCCCUCCUUCCAGUCCUUCACUCGCAGUCGCUUUUAGCAGUGCGUAUUCGCCCAUAUCCUCCUAUGGGGAGGAAGAAGACUCGGCACACCAGGACGAGGACGCUGAAUUGGACGGUGCGAGAAUCAUUAUACAGGACACAGAAGAAGGCACCCAGUCAGAAACCCAGUAUAAACAAGGUCUGAAAGUUACGCUGAGCGUAUAAUAUUCUACAGACCUGAAAACAACUGAUCACGCCUGAUUUCUCCUUCACUACAGAACCGUAGGACACGACCAGCCGUAGCGGGAAAAAUUCAUCGCGGGUGGAAUUCGGCGAUGCUUACCAGGAAAAGGAUAAUCGAACCCGACGGAUUUAGUCUUUCUUUUUUUUUUUUAUUCUUAGAUUGUACACUUUGACCUUUGCACAAUUUUUGCAGUUUGCUUUUAGCCGUGCGAAGUAUGAACCCACGACACUUUGACAAACUCUUUACUUUAAAACAUGCUUCGUUUGGAAGACGCUUUGGGACAUAAGUCAACAUCUGAAGUCAACACAAAUACACUUUUGUUUCUCGUGAAAAAGUUUGUGCACUCACCACUUUUCUAUCUUGUCAGUAUGAGCCCUGGUUGGUCAGCAGAGAGCCAAAAAUAAGCCCAAACUCCUGUUUUUAUGCCUAAAUUAGGGCACGAUCGCUGACCUGAAGCCGAUCGAAGACGUAGUCUGCACUUACCACUUUACAAACCACUUUUUAAAGAGAUUCAGAUAUUUAAAAUACCUGCCCCUUCCACAGAAAAUACACUUAUUAUUUAUUUAUUUCCCGAUAAAGAUAAAUCGAAGACAAAAGGCACCGACGCUGGAUACGCCAAGCAAGAUAUUCUCUGACAGUGUGCGUCCUCUGUUUGACUUAAAGACGUAAUGCCUUAUUAAUAUGUUCUCGUCCCGAACGGAUCGCCGGCGUGAUUAAAGCACUAAUUUUUUAACACUAUGUUACUUACAUGAAGUAAUUAGGUCUAGUGUCUGAAUCUCUUCCGCAGUAUUGUGUUGUUAUUGUGGUCUUAUAACCACCAGCCCUGCGUUUCAGCCCAGGCAGCAGUUUUGCACUCCAGAGAAGUCUCUUAUUUCGGAAAACGUUCCAGGAAAAGUAUUUGAAUUGCAUCUGAAUUGUAAUAUCCACUCAAUGACCACUUUAUUAGGAACACCACACUAAUAUUUCUGCUUUGCUUUCAGAACAAGGUGCUGGAAACUUUCCUUUGAUAUUUUGCUCCAUGGACAUCGUCCAUGAUUUAUCAGCUGCACGUCCAUGCUGCUAAUCUCUUGUUCUACCAUGUGACCGAGGACGACAUUGAAGUACCCUGAACUCAUUGAGAUUUUCUUCCACGACAAGGCGCAUCGUCAUGCCAGAAGCGUAGACCUCAAGACCUGUCGGUGGCCGUAAAGGAAUGCACGUGGUCAACAACAAAACGUUCUUGGUAACAAGGCAGUACCUUCUUGGUAACAUUCCCCACACCAUUACACUACCACCACCAGCAUGAACCGGUGACACGAUUCAACAGUAGACCCUCUGGUCCUGCAGCAGAAAUCGAGCUACAUUAGAUGAGGUGACGGUUUCACAAUCUUCCAAUCGACUCUACAGAUUUCUGGCACCAACAACAACACUAUCAAAGUGUUCAUUAUCAAACACUAUCAUGUGAACAUUAACCCGAGAGCUUAAUCUCUAUCUGGAGGACCCAAUGGAAACUCGAUUCUGCUGCUACUUUCUUGUCUGAACGAUUAAGCAGAGAUAUAUGUGUUCCUAAUAAAGUGAUCAGUAAGAGUAUAUCGGUAAAUAUUUAUAUUAUGAACACCGUACAAACAGAAAGGCGUCGAUAACGUGCUGAUCUUAUGGUGAAGAUUGGAUUAGAUACAUAAGAUUUAUCACUUGACUUGUUUUCUCGAUGUCAUUUGUUUUCAUCGGUUCAUUUUUUUUUUCGAUUCUGUGGUCAAACGCACACAAGGGGCUUGGAUUCGACGUCCCACUGCUGAAACGUUUUAGGAGAACCCGUAUUUAUGCACUCGUGCUUCUGUAGUUGUACACUGGAGGCUAAUGGACCACCAGCGAGCACUGCGCAUACUGAUAAUGUCAAAAAAAUCUAAUCUAAAAAACAACAAGGAAGAUAUUGAUCAAUAUAGAUAGCUACAAGCAGCGAUUUAGGGGGCCAAGCACUCUGGCUCUAUCUAUCUUUAGUGAUGGAGGAAGGCCACACUCCCAAGGAGAAUCUACAAGAUUUAAACGCAAAAAACAUCAAAAGAUAUUGCCUCACUUCCUGCUUUCAGUCCUUUCGUGUUGCGGAUUAUUUCGAUUCUUGUUUCUUAAUUUUGGGUCAUGCUGCUAAGUGUCUGUCAAGUUUGUUGUCAGUAUGUAAAAGUCUCAUGAUGAAUUUGUAGAAGAGGCAAAAAAACUAAAAAAAAAAACCUCCUCCGUGUAGGUAAUUAAAUCUUAAUCUUAAUUGAAAGUCAAUUCUCUUUAUUAUCGUUAGUGCUUGGCCCUCUAAUAAGCUUGAAACGAUUCAUUUCCCAUGCCUUCUGUCACUUAUUUCUUUCUUUCACGAGUAGAAAACUGUUUUGAACUAUUAUAUCAAGAUUUAUUCUGUUGUUUCAUUACAUUUUUGAUACAUAAUCUGCAGUUUUACUCAAUUCCUGUCAACUGCUCGGCCACGUCAUCGGUCCAGGUGGUUAGCAUUAGCUCCCUUGAACACCAAACAUGACCAAAUGACUCUAAUGUACGGUGACUGUUUUGCACCACCUGCUGGUAGAACACAAACUACACCCAAAAUGUGAGAGGAAACCUUAAGAUUUCCCAGCACAUCUUCUGCUGUUUGUUUAUGGAGGUUAUAGUGUUACAGAAUGUGGCUAAUCCUGAUCAACGAACAGGAAUAAAAUGGCUAAUUUGUUGUGUAGAUUUGUACAGUAAAGCUCUAUAUUAAAGUCACAAAACAAGCAGAUCCUGGAGCUCGCUACAUGGUUGGUGUACAAGUCACUGCGGAAAUUUGUACCGUAACCAUUUAUAAUUUUUCUACUCUUAACCCGGGGCAGAGAGUCUUAACCAAACCAGAUGCCUCUCUUUGCAUGUUUUGCUCUCUUGUAGCUACCAUUUGCAAACCUGCAGAAGCGUAGAGAUGUAGCGCAGAGAUGCUAAUCAAACGGUUAAGUGUAGUUUCGCUUUAAAAUGAUGAUCGUCGCACUGCUUUGGAUCUGAAUGUUAUUCAUUUGUACACUGUAUUCCUGUAUAAAAUGACAGCUUGCUAUUAGAAGGGUUGUUUUUUUUUACACUGCCAUCCUACUGCUUUGCUCUGCUUCCUCUUCUUCUUGCUGUACUGGAUGAAAGAGAAAAGAAAAAAAAAGACAAUGCUGCAUUGUGAGAGCGUUUAAUUGUCCUGUAGCGCUUUGUACAUAAUAAAUGACAAGUACAGAAAGUU